AUGGAUCCUCAACCUGGCCGACCCAAUUCACAAGUUCAACUUGUGCAUCCAGGACAUCUGUUGAGACCCUAUCUGGCAGGAGUCACUCAAGCAACUACAAAACUUGAAGGAGUUCUACAAAGUCUUCAAAGCAUUGGGAAUACGCAAUUUGCAACAAUAUACUAUGCUGCAACAUCUGUACUUGACAACCUCCCUGCACUCUACAGGAUAUACCAAACUAAAGAGAUUGACACUAAGGGGACACCACUACCUAGUAUUGUUGCUGAAGCACUUGACGAGACAACUGAACUUGUCAAUAUCCUAGAGCCCUUUGCUUGUGCCCUACUAUGCCUUGAAUCAACCCGUAGUAGCCUAUCAGACGUUUACUUCUUUUGGCUGGGAGCGCUUGCAGCAUUGGAUCAUCACUUUAAGUCCCAAAACUGUCUUCUUCUGCCGCAGGAUUGGGGCCGUCUCCACUGCAUUGCAUUGAAGCGUUUCAACAAGGCAAUCAAUGACGCACCAACUGAUGGGUAUGUGACGGCGUUCUUCUUAGACCCACGUUAUCAUGAUGUUGCUAUUUAUGCUUCCUCAAACGCCUGCUCCCGUCAGGCCACUGUUCUGCCUCCGGUUGAUUGUCCUCAAACCUCUAAUCCACAGCAACUAAACAAGUACAUCCUCAAUUGUGUUCAAAAGCAGUUAUUUGCUAUGCUAAAAGCGGAACUGGAGGCUGCCAAGGACAUCCCCCAUCACCCACUUCAUGCGUAUAGCCAAGACGCGCUAGUUGCAAAGGAACAACUGCGUGAACAACUUGAUUGCUAUUACUGGGCUGAUCAACAAUUUCUUUCACAAUAUCUUAUGCCCAAUCAAUCCGCUCUCCAAUACUGGCGCUCACAAAAGCAGUUUGAACAUAUGUUUAUACUUGCACAUUUGGCAGAGAAGCUUUUUUCCAUCUUACCAAACUCAAUGUGCAACAAAUGCGCUGGGUCUAGAUUGACCUAUCUUUAUUCUAAACUGCAAACACGCCUGGAUGCAAACAGCAUGAUCAAACAGAUUCAGUUCAUGCAAUGGGAGUCUCUGGUGAAUGGUUUGUUUUCAAAGAGACAGGAGAAGAAGCUUCCUGUCCUUUUUCGAUUUUCUGAUCUUCCUAGCAACUUCCAGCCCAAUUGUCAGGCUGACAAAGAUGCUAGCAAAAUCGCACCCGCACUUGAGGACAAGUGUGGAGAUGAAUGGCUUGAUUGCAGCAGAGCUGCGGCCCCCAUUGCUGAUACCAGCAAUAACAAAGAAGACACAAGAUUUGAGGAUAUUAUCAAUCUGACUUUGCAAGAGCUACUUGCCCUUUUUUCUAGCUACAACUCAUCAAUGCACGCCGCUGAUUCUGAGUCUCACUUGCCGCACGGUACAAAAGGCUUGGAAGGUGUUAGCAAGGAAUCCAAAGGCCCGCAGCGUGCAAUUUGGAGGGCAAGAGAUAUAAAUUGGGACUAA
Messenger RNA from Rhizoctonia solani, 1461 nucleotides. RefSeq lists its product as uncharacterized. The record is from RefSeq and is a predicted model, not a curated record. The coding region runs from base 1 to 1461 and encodes 486 amino acids. The transcript has 8 exons. NCBI's taxonomy places the organism in Eukaryota, Fungi, Basidiomycota, Agaricomycetes, Cantharellales, Ceratobasidiaceae.